CCACGAAGUUUUCCGGCGACCCAAGGUCAGUUCAUGGCCCAGCCUCCCACCUCGCAGCAAGCUUCACAGGCUAGCGUGGCGGAAGGAGGAGGUCAAGUGCAAGGAGGGCAAGGCAAUGGUGGUCGAGGACAAGGAGGUCGAGGGGGUGGCGGCCGAGGAAGGAACGGCGGGGGAUGCGGUGAUGGAUGGAAUCGCCAAGGGGACCAGGGCCAAGGCAAUCAAGGCAGUCAAGAAGGGGGCCAAGGAUAUGGAAGGCCCCACUUUGAUUGGCGGAACGCCAUCUGCCGGCAUUGUGGCGUUGUGGGCCACACCAUACGAUUUUGCCAGCAGCGGCGGAACGAUGAGCUCGCUGGUCUAACCUUCACAAACAUGGAUGGGGAUAUAUAUGAUAAAUUUGAGCAGUAUAUUUACCCGAAGGUUCCAGGUGGAGUUAGACAGGAAGCCCAAAGGCGAGCAGCGGCAGGGUCGGCGCGUCCGGCAAUGUUCAGACUAUGGCAGGAAAGGGAGGACCCGCUCGUGAGGGUAGGAGAGGUUAUGGGGGAGACUGAGGAGGUAACCCAACGAUUAAAGGCUGGGACUUUAAAGGAAGAGCCAAUAAUCGUUGAGUCAGAUGACAAGGACUCAAGGGAGGUGGAAAAGUCGUCCCUAACAAUCCUGGAGAAAAUGGAGGACCUGCUGGGGAAGGUGGGAAGAUACCAACAGAGGCUAAAGGAGUUGUGUGAUGAGGCCCAGGAAUGGAAGGCCGACCUCCCCAGACUCUUCGUCUACGAAUCCAGGUCGGGAUCAGCGUCAGGGCAGCAAGGCUAUCCCGGUGUCACGACGAUAGGGUCAGGCCCUAGGUCGGGGAUGACGUUCAGACCACCUACCCCGCAUGGGCGGGGACCACAGGUGGCGCAAACCAGGAGCCAAAGUAAGGCUGGCCCUAGUCGGGCGCCGAGUCAGGCACCUCCUCGAAGGAGACUUGAGUCCGAGCGUAGGAAAGAAGUGGUGGAGGUCCCGGAAGAGGAAGAAGAAGAGGAUGACGAUACAGAGGACGAGAGGCUCCGACAGGAGGAGGAUCGACAGACGGAAUUAAGGGCCCAAAGGAGAGGGAUCCGGGAGGAAACCGAGCCGAGCCAGCAGGACAGCGUACCUAAGAAAAGGAAGUAUGCAGUCAGGCUAGAAGAAGGCUUUGAUGUGGAGAGAACGGUGGAUAGGCUCCUCGAAGGUCAUAACGACCUCAUGAACCUAAAGGAUAUUCAAGCGUCCGUCCCGAGACUCCGAGAUGGUUUAAAGGAACGAUUAUCUCGGAGGUUAGCGCCCAACGUCCAUCUAAACCAUGGCAUAUUGCAUGAAGGUAAUUGCAAGGCAGUUUUCCGCGGCACGACAUCCAAUGUGAUUAUAGAAAUUGGUAAGGUACGGGCGAGGACUUGCUUCUUUGUCAUGCCGGAUGUCGACCACCCUAUCCUCCUAGGAAGAUCAUUCAUGUGCAAGAUGGAGACUUUGAUAUUCUAUAAGCACGAUGAGACAAUGAUACUGCUCAUGAGUGAUCAGGCUUGUUGGAACUAUGAAGUUAUCACCUGCCGGAACACGGGGCCAGAAAGCGAGCGGAAUAGGCCUAAUCCCGGCUCGUUCACCUUUGUAGAAUCAGAGAAUGAGCGGCAGAGGCUUUGGGAAGAACCCGAGGAGGAAGGAAGAGAGGAGGUGUUGUCGCUGAGCCUCAUGGAUGCAAACAAGGCUAUGGAGAUAGUGGCGGCACAUGAGAUGGCGGAUCCGGAGGCAAUCAAAGCACUACGGGAACAAGUCUUGGAGCGCCUGCAGGUGGGGGAAGUGGAGUUGAUCUAUCGGCUUCCCGGGGGAAGUGGAGUUGAUCUAUCGGCUUCCCGGGGGAAGAGGAGUCCCUGCGAUGGCGAAGACACAAACAACAAGCCGACAUUUUUUAGGGGACGGUUUAAGCAGGGCGCUCAAAGACGGUACAAGACGGUAGAUACAAAGUGCCAACCUGUUCCCGUGCUCGUUACAGAAGACGAGGAGACAUACUACGAGGGGGAACGAGGUUUGAUACGGCAUGUGAGAAGCUUUCUUAGCACCUGUGAAUUUUGGAGGAGCUUUGUAAAGAACUUUGCCGUCAAGACCGAACGUUUAAGGAAACUGGUGUAUCAGGAUCAAAAAUGGGUUUGCGGUGAAGAUCAGGAAGAGGCAGUGACCCGAAUGAAGGGGGAAUUCAAGGAAGGAGGGAUAGUAUUGGGGGCGACUAACUAUGAAGUGACUGAGGAGAAGCCUUUCGUCAUUGAGACGGACGUAGGGCCGACUGCCUUGGGAGGAGUCCUAAUUCAGGCGGAUGCUGAAGGGAAGGAGAGACCGCUAAGAUUUGAAAGUCGGAAUCUUAAUGCGACUGAGAGGAACUACUUUCAGUUUAAAAAGGAGACGCUUGCGGUACUCCAUUGUUUAAGGAUCUUCUGGAAUUAUGUUUUCAGCAGGAGGUUCAUAUUGAGGGUGGAUCCCACGGCGCUUGCCUGUUCCCUGAAGAACUAUACUCCAUCUGACCCAACCGUCGCACGAUGGUUGACGUACAUUUGGAUGUUUAACUUUGAAUUAGAGAGAAUUUCAGGGGACAAGAACAAGGUCGAUGGCUUGAGUCGCGUUAACUGGGAGAAAUUGGAUCAGGAGUAGACUAAAGAUACUACACCAGUUGAUGGGUUUUUGGACCAGGAAGAGGAUGUCCGGCUCCAUAUAAACAAAUGGUCCUUGCGAGU
Molecule: messenger RNA, 2735 nt
Organism: Chara braunii
Lineage: Eukaryota; Viridiplantae; Streptophyta; Charophyceae; Charales; Characeae
Source: the annotation of a GenBank genome assembly